CUUUGGGCGCUUACUCGGUUGUGGUCCGAAAUCUCAAUAAUUAUCGUCCAUGUGUGAUCCUGAGGGGAUUAAAUCAUUUCUGUACACUUUCUUGCAAACUAAGAAACGCAUAGCACCAGAGUAUACUUUCAUUGAGAAGCCCGUCGGUCGGAAUAAGGUUAGGUUUCUUUGUGAGGCUCGGGCUGAUGGCUACAAUUACGUUGGAAUAGGAAAUUCUACAACAAAAAAAGAAGCUCAAACGAAUGCAGCUAGAGACUUUGUUAACUACCUUGUUCGCGAAGGUGAAGUCCCUGCAUCUUCCGUUCCAACGAUACAACCUGGGAAUGUCGUAUAUCCGGAAUCUACAAGCACAUCUACAUCUGAAAACUUUGGGCAAAGUUCUCAACAACAAGGGAAUUCGUUAGGUUCUGGUGGUAGCUACAUCAGUAGCAUAUACGACCAAAAGAAGUUGGAAGAGGCAGAAGAGGUGGAUUUAACUUCUGAUUUGCAUGGUGGUUGGUCUAUGGAAAACGCCAAGGCACGUCUAAAUGAAUACUUACAGGCAACUCGCCAGCAAGUGGGCCAAGUGAAAUAUACUUCAGUCGGUCCGGAUCAUAGCAGGAGUUACAUAGCGGAGAUGACUGUCUUGGCGAAAAAUCUUCGGAAAACCCUGUACGCUCGGGAGGCGGGAUCAAACAAACAACUAGCAUCUCGUGCUUGUUGCCUAUCAUUGGUCCGGCAGCUCUUUCAUGCAGGCGAAUUGGAAGCAUAUACUGGCGAAAGACGAAAAAAGAAGCACAGUGAGGUUGCAGUGCAUGAUGUCAAUUUGAAUUCAAAAGUUGAAGAAAAUUUAACCGAUGUAUUGGAAAAUUUGGGUCUUCCCGUUAAUUUGAAACCUACAAGUCUCCCACCAGAUCAAGCUUAUAAUAUGAUUACCAAUUACAACUUGGUAGACUUUGGUGAUGCUCCUAAACAACAACCCCAAUUGGUCGCUUGGUGUCCACCACUCCCUAACUGGAAUCCAUGGACUGCUUGCAAUAUCGAUGAAGGUCCAGAGGCUACUCAACCAUUACCUCAUAUUAGCGCUAACUUGGCUGACGAACGGUUACGUCGACUUGAUAGCGACCCUCAGUUGCGGUCAUUAAUGGAUGAGCGUGCUCAGUUACCCGUGAAUCCUUACAGGGCUUCAAUACUAGAAGCCGUUAGACGGAAUAAAGUGACAAUUAUUCGUGGCGAAACCGGAUGUGGCAAGACCACUCAGAUUCCUCAGUUCAUUUUGGACUCGUAUUUGGAAUCGGGAAUAGGCGCUGAAUGUUCGAUUCUGGUAACACAACCACGACGUAUAUCUGCUAUAAGCCUUGCCGAACGCAUUGCUUAUGAGAGAGGCGAAACCGUGGGAACAUCUGUUGGAUAUUGUGUUCGUUUUGAGACCGUUUAUCCUCGUCCGUACGGGUCUAUCUUGUUUUGCACUGUUGGGACAAUGGCACGCAAAAUGGAAGGAGGUCUUCGAGGAGUGUCUCAUGUUAUUGUUGAUGAAAUACAUGAGAGAGACGUUAAUACAGAUUUCAUGCUCAUAUUACUGCGCGAAAUGAUAAGAGCAAACAGAAAUCUCCGACUUGUUCUUAUGUCUGCUACCAUUGAUAUAACUAUGUUCAGCGAAUACUUUGGCGAUUGUAUGGUUUUGGACAUCGAGGGUCGUACACACCCUGUUGAGUAUUACUUUCUAGAAGACUGUGUAAAGAUGGUUAACUUCGUCCCUCCACCCGCUGAUGAGAAAAAACGGAAGCACCGCCAAGAGUUAGAAAAUGCGACAGAUUACGCUGAAGAAAAUUGCAACUUGAAGUGUGAUCCUAUUUACGGGGAGGCGGUGGUUCGUUCCAUGGGCGAAAUUAUCGAAAAGGAGGUUCCUUUUGAACUUGUGGGUGCGCUUUUGGAUAAGAUCAUAGGUAUGAAUAUUCCCGGCGCUGUCCUUAUCUUCCUUCCUGGUUGGAAUAUCAUUAGUCUUUUGCGAAAAUAUUUACAGUCUCAUUCGAGAUAUGGAAGUCCCAACUAUGUUAUUCUGCCUCUACAUUCUCAGAUUCCUAGAGAAGACCAACGCCUAGUUUUUCGUUCCACUCCUUCUGGUGUUAGAAAAAUUGUGUUGGCAACUAACAUAGCUGAAUCAUCUAUCACAAUCAAUGAUGUUGUCUUUGUGAUAGAUUUCUGCUUAUCACGCACGAAGCUUUUCACUGCUCGUAACAAUCUGACGUCAUAUUCUACUUCAUGGGCAAGCAAAACAAACCUGGAACAACGGCGAGGCAGAGCUGGUCGAGUUCGUCCAGGAUUCGCUUUUCAUCUUUGUAGUCGUGCUCGCUUUGAUCGUUUAGAACAGCAUGCUACUCCAGAAAUUCUGCGUACUCCGUUACACGAACUGGCAUUACUCAUAAAGCUUUUGCGUCUUGGUUCUGUUAGAGACUUUUUAAUGAAGGCUUUACAACCACCACCACUCGACGCAGUUAUUGAAGCAGAACAUACAUUAAAAGAGAUGAAGGCGUUGGAUAAAAAUGAUGAACUAACUCCUCUGGGAUUUAUUCUUGCUCGACUUCCAAUCGAGCCACGUUUGGGGAAAAUGUUAAUAUUUGCUUGUGUCUUUAAUCUGGGUGGAGCAGCUGCUGUUCUAACAUCUACUGCAAGCCUGGGAUGUGAUCCAUUUUUAUUGCCUCCGGAUCAUAGGAGACUCACAAAUCAGCAACGGUCAUUUGCAGCCGGCUAUUCAAGUGAUCAUUUGGCUGGUUUGAAUGUUUUUCAAGAGUGGACGACUGAACGUACUCGUCGAGGUGAUGAGUCAGCAGAUUUAUUUUGUGAUCAACAUGGUUUCAAUAGCUCUGCGUUAAGAGUUAUUGAUGAUGCUGCAAACCAAGUAUGCAUACCUAGUAUUUCUCUUCGUUUUCUUCCUUGCUUCUUUAUGGUCUUGUGAAGUAAUUUUUGUAUAAAUUUGACUUUUUCUAUAUAUAUAUAUAUAUGACUAGUAAUACUACUGAUAAUACCACUCUGAUGGGGUUCAAACACAUGAUAAAUUGUUUGAAAGCCAAGUGAUUUAACCACAAAGCCUUCAAUUAUUAAAAUCGUAGUGACUAAUAAACUUAACCUGUAUGGAAGUCACUUUAAAUCUAUAAUCAUAUUAUAGAAAUCUCCAAUAGAUGUUUUACCUAUAAAGCAAAUUGGCAACUGUAAUUAUAGUUCUGUAAGAUUUUGCCCUUAGAUUUUCCAUUUUUAAGUUAGCUUUUAGUACAGAUUCCGAAAUAUAUCUUCAUUAAAGCCUAAACAGUCUUGUAUAUUGUUUAUUAAAACACAUGCCAUCUGUUUUUACGAUUCCCAGCAGCAAUUUAUAUAUCAUUGUUUCUCAUUGACAGAUUUUUUAGCUUCAUGAAAUAUGGUUUAUUAUUGUACACUGUAAACGUGAUCACCGGAAUUACUCACCUGAUGUCGGUUCAAGUCAGAAGACUUAACUUCGCGUAAUAUUUGUACAUGAAUCAAUGAGUGGUUCUACAGUAAAUAAUAGUUUACUUAGGUUACAACCUCAUAUUCAAGCUGAAAAACUCAAUAACAACAGUCAACUCAGUGCAGAAAAGUGAAAAAAAACUAGUUCAAUAAAUCAAACAUAAUGAAUCUAUCAACCAAUAAGAGAACAGUCAGUUUACAAGUAGUAACUGACCUAAAUAAAAGAAACUAUACAAUGAGAAACUGCAUACUCAUCAGUGAAACAGUUACAAAUGGAUCUCUUAGUUGUGUUAAUUUUGAUAGUAGCUCAUUGUGGAACUUACACUAACACUCUGGUCUUCUUCGAUAACUGUAGGCCAGAAACAAAAGCCUGCAUCAUGAUCAAAUUGAGUCAGAGUAAUGUGUUUAUUUAAGGUAAAAUCUGAUUGGAUACUUGUUUGGUUUUAGCUAAAACUAAUGAUAUGCAAUAAUGUAUUCUUUCUCACAGAAAAAUUGCAAUAAACAACUAGGCCACCAAGAAGCGGCUGUCUAUUCAUUUGUUUGUAUUUAAUCUAUUACUAAAUAAGCGCAAUAAAAAUUCCAACUUGGUUGACAGUCUAUGCUACCUACAUAACCAGUUUUAAUAAAUAACUGCGUGAUUGGAAUUUUCACCCACCUUAUUGCUAAUUCAGCAUUAUGAGUUUCGUUUUGAUACUCUCAGGCUGUUCAAAGCGUAAUAGAAAUGAAAAUUAACAAUGAAUGUAAACAACUUGUAAUCCAUUGUUUUAUAUUUCCGUUGUAAGGAUGUUAGCGUUUUCCUUUCGCCUCCGUAAAGUCUCCAUUGUGAUUGAACAUAAGUUGAAAAACUGCUAAAAAUCAAAGAGCACUGAAAACCUGUUCUAUCCUAGCUUCGGAUAGUACUAUACAAUUGCGAUCCCACAGGAUGCCGAACACAAGGUCUUAUUGUUACUACUAUUAAGUAUUCGAUCAAUUGUGUGUCAGUAAGAUAGAUCCGUGGAAUUUUGACAUAAUUAAGGUUAAGCCUACUUGGUGUAUCCCAAUCGUUUACAAAGUCAAUGAUUAUUUAACCCGUAUCGCAUCAUAGCUUUUUUUACUGCAAUUGUUUUCACAUAACUUGGUUUGUUUUGACGAUUUUUAUCAAGUUGACUGAUUUUAUUGUUUGAUUUCUAAUCUCGAUUGGUUAUGAUAAAUUUCAAACUUUCUUGGUAAGUGUCAUCUGAUUCCAACCAUAUUAUGUCUUUAAUAGCUCCUAGAUAAGGUGCAUAAAACUUUAUAUAAUAGUUAAUUUUUGUUCUGCAUUUAUCGAUGCUUUGUAAACUAAUUAGUACUGUUAUUCAUUCUUCAGAUUGUUUUAUGUACUCUGUUAUGUGCAUGACUUCAUGACAUUUGAUGUUAUUUUAUUUCUAUCGUUUUUUUUAGCUUAGAGCUAUUCUUAUUAACUUGGGUUUCCCAGAAGAGUCACUGUCGGAUGCACCGGUUAAUUUUAAUUUGAAACACAAUAUCGAUUGCGAUAUACUUAGUACUUUACUUGUGUCUGGAUUGUAUCCAAAUAUCUGUUUUCAUUCAGAUAAACGCAAAUUACUAACAACUGAAGGUACUUUAGCACUUAUACACAAAAGUUCUGUCAAUUGCAUGAAGGACAUCAAGUUCACUCAUCCAUUUUUUGUUUUCGAUGAAAAAAUUCGUACUCAGGCCGUUUCGUGUAAAGGUCUUACAAUGGUGAAUCCAAUUCAGUUAAUGCUUUUUGGCUGCCGCUCUGCUAUCUGGAAAUCUGAUGAUUCUAAUGAUAAAGGAAUAGUUGUUAUUGAUGAUUGGAUUCCUUUCCGUAUGAGCUUCAUGACUGCUGCCCGAAUUUUCGCUUUUCGUCCAGCAUUGGAGGCAUUACUUGUCCGUACUUGCUUACGACCAGAAGGUGUUGCCGAUCUUCGAGAAGAAGAUCAGCAUGUUAUUAAUGUGUUGCGUCAACUAUGUUCGCCAGAAGCAUUAAAACCAAAUGCUAGUUUUGAUGAGGCAAAUAACUUCGAUUCUCCGCCGAGAAAACGGUUCGCUACAUCCGGUAAUUGUCCGUUACUCUCGGGUCGGUCGCAUCGAAAUAAAGGGUAUGAAAAUUCAUACUCGGAAAAACAAGGUUUUGGACGCUAUACUAACUGUCCUAAUCGUUCUACUGACUCAGAACAGGUGCAUGAUAUUCAAUGUGGUCUUUGGCAAGACCCUCAGCCACAAUUUUCAAAUCCGCGAUAUGAUCAAGUACCUGUCAACCGAUUUUCUGGGAACUACAUGGGUGCAAGAUCGUUUGGUCCUAGUGGUGUAGGAAAUAAUUUUAAUGGAUCAUCAUGGAAUUCAUAUGGCGCACCAACUUUUGGUGGGUAUCCAUAUCAACAACAACAGUUUACAAACGAUCGGUUUGUGCAACCUAAUCAAAGACCAUCAAUUAGACCUCAUUGGGGUGUCCGUUACUAAUUUUUAGUCGUAUAACUUACUUUUACAAAGUGGUUUUAACUGUAUUUAAGUGUUUCCAAGUUAGAUCCAUCUUUACUCCGUUUUACUUAUUUGUGAUUAUUUUGAAUUCAUUUAUAUAUUUGUUACAUCAAUAUUCCGUUCUAUGUAAUCUAUAAAAUGUGUUUCUUGU
Messenger RNA from Schistosoma margrebowiei, 6088 nucleotides. NCBI's taxonomy places the organism in Eukaryota, Metazoa, Platyhelminthes, Trematoda, Strigeidida, Schistosomatidae. The record is from the annotation of a GenBank genome assembly.